Molecule: messenger RNA, 2166 nt
Organism: Brassica rapa (field mustard)
Lineage: Eukaryota; Viridiplantae; Streptophyta; Magnoliopsida; Brassicales; Brassicaceae
Product: chaperone protein dnaJ 15
Source: RefSeq, a predicted model, not a curated record
AUGUAGGCUGGAUCCGAAAAAAUGACCCAAUAUAGAUGUGUUAUUAAUAUUACUUGAUUGCCUUUAAUGAAACAUGCAAUGUUAGUAAAUAAAAGGGCAGAUUAAGGUACAAAGGACAAUAGGAUCAUGUUUUAAUAGUAUAGAUACAAAUAACAUUUAUAUAAAUAUAAAUAAUAUAUUGUAUAGAUUGUUUUUAAUUCUAUCUUUCUUUUUUAAAUAUUUUAGAAUAUAUUGAUGUUAUUUUAUCAUUUUACACUUAUAGUGUAUUUACAUUUACUGUACAUAUUUUUGAUACACCAUUUAAUCAUAUAAAGUUAACAUUAAAUUUGUACUUUUAUAAUUUAAUCAAUACAUAUGAUACUAUAAAAUCAAGUAUGUUUCUUAUUUUUACAUACAAAUAUAUUUUAUAAUAUGUAAAUCGAAAAUGUAAGAUUUCUUUAUUAAUAAAUUUAUGGUUAGUUGGUGUAAUUUUUCUAUUUUCUAUGUCAUGUAAAAAGAAAAAAAGAAAAAAAAAAAACUUAAAAGACCAGGCGUAUGCAACUUGUUUCAAGGGUUUGGUCUGAGUAACCCGAAGUGGCAUCCUCAUCAAAUCAAAUCAAAAUUUGACUUGGUCCUGGGAAACCCUCGUCUCGAUUUCAGAUAUUCGUAUUCCUGGUGAGAGACGAUGAGUUCCAAAAAGGCUGAAGGCUCGUCUUCUCCGGCAACUCGAAGGGACCCUUACGAGGUCCUCUCCGUAUCAAGAACCGCCUCUGAUCAAGAAAUCAAAUCCUCUUACAGAAAACUUGCUCUAAAGUAUCAUCCAGACAAGAACGCCAACAACCCUGAUGCUUCCGAGCUUUUCAAGGAAGUCGCAUAUUCAUACAGCAUCUUGUCUGAUCCUGAUAAGAGAAGACAAUACGACAAUGCAGGCUUUGAGGCCAUUGAUGCUGAUGGAAUGGACAUGGAAAUUGACUUGUCUAACCUUGGAACCGUUAACACCAUGUUUGCAGCUUUAUUCAGCAAGCUAGGUGUGCCUAUCAAGACUAGUGUAUCUGCCAAUGUUCUCGAAGAGGCUAUGAACGGCACUGUUACUGUUAGGCCCCUUCCUAUUGGAACAUCUGUUAGCGGCAAGGUUGAGAAGCAAUGCGCUCACUUUUUUGGAGUGACGAUAAGUGAACAACAAGCUGAGUCAGGUGUGGUUGUUAGAGUUACCUCAACGGCACAAAGUAAAUUUAAGUUACUUUAUUUUGAGCAAGAUUCAAGUGGCGGCUAUGGAUUGGCCUUACAGGAAGAGAGUGAGAAAACAGGCAAGGUGACGUCAGCUGGCAUGUACUUCUUACAUUUUCAAGUGUACAGAAUGGACUCUACUAUCAAUGCGUUAGCUGUAGCCAAAGACCCUGAAUCUGCUUUCUUUAAGAGACUGGAAGGUCUUCAACCUUGUGAGGUUUCAGAACUGAAAGCUGGCACUCAUAUAUUUGCAGUUUAUGGUGAUAACUUUUUCAAGACUGCAUCCUACACAAUGGAGGCACUCUGUGCCAAGACCUACGAGGACACAACAGAGAAUUUGAAGGAGAUUGAAGCUCAGAUUUUAAGAAAGAGAAACGAUCUGCGGCAGUUUGAAACUGAGUACCGAAAAGCUUUGGCGCGGUUUCAAGAAGUAACCAACAGAUAUACACAGGAGAAGCAAACGGUGGAUGAACUGCUAAAGCAACGGGAUUCAAUCCAUUCCUCUUUCUCUGUGGUGAAGACACCAAGCGGUAGCAACUUGAGCAAUGGAAGUAGCAGCAAAGCUCAAGGAGAUGAAUCUAAAGGAGAUGGGGAUAGUGUGGGUGAAGAAGGGGGAUCAGAGAGUAGAGACAAAUCGAAGAGAAAAUGGUUCAACUUGAACCUAAAAGGAUCUGAUAAGAAGGUUGGUUGACCUCACUUUAAACGCAGAUUUGUUGUGUGUCAUUGUUUUAUUCGUUAAAACAGAUGUGUCCCUGGGGGGGGGGGGGUUGCUCUAUGUGUAGGCAUAUAUAUAUAUAUAUAUGUUCAUCAGAAUGGUUUGUUGAUAGAGAGAUGCAAAAAGCUCAACUUGAUGGUGGUUUUGAAAUGUAUGCAAAUGCAUCAUUGAUUCAUUGUUUGUAACAUUUAUUAUUGAGACCUGUCAUUGUUUCAACACUUCCCUAUAGUUAUUUAAAUUGUACU